AACCCUCUCCUAUGCACAUGCGAUUUCCACAAGUGAAAAAAAGGACAAACAUCAAACAACCCGACCCCAACCUCGACCUUGACCUCAACCUGCUAGAGUGGGAUGGUGGACCUCUCGCACUCUUUUUCUUCUAGUUGGUUAGUAAGUUAUGACGGUUGAUUCCGUGAAGACCUGAGUGAGUCCUUAUCCAUGGAAGUUCAGCAAAACCAAUAAAAUUCUAUUGUAUAAACUAUAAAUCACAAGCUCAGCUCUGCAGUCAGAAAAACACAAGACUUUGUUUUCAAAGUAUCUGCACGUGAAAUCUUAAUAAUUUCUCAUGCAACUGUGGGUCCUUUAGCCAGCCCCUCCUUUUGUUUUCAUGCCAAAUUCCAAUUCCUAAGAAUCUCCUCCAUUUCCUUCUCUUUUUCUCUGCAAUUCAUCUCUUAUCUUUGAAUUCAUUACUAUCUUCGAAAAACUCUGCGAAGAAUGGUUCUUUGGGCAUCACUGUUUUGUGUUCUUCUUCUGCUAAUAAGUUCUGCACAUGAAGUCUCCAGUUAUGGAGAUAAGGAACUUCUUCCUUUGGAAAGAUUUCAGUGGGCACAGCCAGUGAAGAAAAGGGAUUGUUUCUCUCGAAAAUCAAGGACACAGAAUGGUGCAAUCAUAUUGGAAAUGAAGCACCGAGACCACUGCUCAGGACCAGUUAGAGACUGGACACGAAUUCUCCAGAGACGCUUAAUUGCUGAUGAUAUUCGUGUUAGGUCUCUACAAUCUCAAAUCAGAAAAAUAGUUUCCAGCAGAACAGAAUCUCUCUCACAAACUCAGAUUCCUAUUACCUCAGGUGUCAAGCUACAGACUCUUAACUACAUUGUUAUGGUCACAUUAGGCAGUCGAAAUAUAACAGUGAUAGUCGACACUGGGAGUGAUUUAACAUGGGUUCAGUGCCAACCUUGUAAGACAUGUUACACUCAACCAGAACCUCUCUUCAACCCCCAACUAUCCCCUUCGUACCAGUCAGUCCAAUGCAAUUCACGAGCCUGUCAAUCUCUACAAUAUGCCACAGGCAACUUGGGCUUAUGUCGGAAUAACCCACCAACUUGCGACUACCUUGUUACCUAUGGUGAUGGUUCCUACACUCGAGGCGAACUAGGUCAAGACAACCUGCUUCUUGGAACCACCCAAAUUGACAAUUUUGUGUUUGGAUGUGGACGGAAUAAUAAAGGCCUCUUCGGGGCAGCUUCAGGCCUAAUGGGACUUGGAAGGAAUGACCUCUCAUUGAUCUCUCAAACUUCUCAUGUAUUUGGAGGAGUUUUCUCCUAUUGCUUGCCAGACACUGACUCUGAGGCUUCGGGUUCACUAAUAAUCGGGGGUGACUCAUCAGUUUACAGGAAUUCUACACCCAUAUCUUACACUAGAAUGGUUCCAAAUCUGCAGCUUGACACCUUUUACAUUCUUAACCUAACUGGAACUAGCAUAGGUGGGGUGGCUGUACAAGCUCCAAGUUUUGGCAAAGGCGGUAUUCUUAUUGAUUCGGGGACUGUUAUCACCAGGCUUGCUCCAUCCAUUUACAGGGCUAUCAAGACUGAGUUUUUGAAACAAUUUUCAGGCUAUCCUCCAGCACCCGGGUUUUCAAUCUUGGACACAUGCUUUAAUCUCUCAGCGUAUGAAGAAGUUAACGUUCCUACGGUUAAGUUGCAGUUCGAGGGUGGUGCCGAGCUGAGUGUGGAUAUUACUGGGACAUUUUAUUUUGUCAAGAGCGACACAUCUCAAGUUUGUUUGGCUCUUGCAAGCCUAUCUUAUGAAGAUGAGAUUGGUAUUAUUGGGAAUUAUCAACAAAGGAAUACAAGGAUCAUAUAUGACACCAAACAGAGCAUACUGGGAUUUGCCAAGGAGACCUGCAGUUUCACCUAAACAACUCGAAGAAGUGCAUAGCUCUUCUUGGUUCUGGUUCUACAUGUAGACUUGUAUUUUGUGAUAUGAGGGAGGUAUAGGAUAUCUGAAGUCCACUUGUAAUUUUUAUCGUGUGUUCAAAUGUACUGUAAGAUGUAUUAUAUGAGACAGGCUCAAAUUUAUGUUCUGUAUAAAGUUUUCUUUCAUAGUC
This is a messenger RNA of Olea europaea var. sylvestris, 2077 nucleotides long. Its product is annotated as aspartyl protease family protein At5g10770. Lineage: Eukaryota; Viridiplantae; Streptophyta; Magnoliopsida; Lamiales; Oleaceae. The coding region runs from base 466 to 1887 and encodes 473 amino acids. The record is from RefSeq and is a predicted model, not a curated record. Gene Ontology annotation, biological process: proteolysis. The transcript has 2 exons. Gene Ontology annotation, molecular function: aspartic-type endopeptidase activity.